AUGAGAUGGCCUGGAAAAGGAAGUCUCAGAAAGGAUGAUAAAACUUUUUUUUAUAGUGGAAAUAGAGAUGGAAAGUUCGAAAACAGAGUAGGAUUUGUAGUAAGCGAGAAUAUAUCACCAUAUGUUAAAGAUUUCCAGGCAAUAAAUAAGCGUAUGUGCUACAUACGGAUAAUUAGACGCAUAUUUAAUCUAAUAAUUAUAAAUUGUCACGCACCAACUGAAGACAAGGGAGAUGAUAUCAAAGAAGAUUUUUAGGAAGAACUUGACAGGAUAUGUGAUAUAACAUCUAAUUAUUCUGUUAAAAUAGUUCUUGGGGACUUCAAUGCGGAAGUAGGUAAGGAGGAGGUAUAUAGACCAACGAUUGGCAGAGAUAGUCUCCAUGACACAAGCAACGACAAUGGUACCCGUCUAAUUAAUUUCUGCAUGACAAAUGGAAUGGUCUUAAGUAGUACAUAUUUCCCUAGAAAGGAUAUCCAUAAACAGACAUGGGUAGCUCCAAACCAAGUGGUAAAAAAUCAAAUAGAUCAUAUAAUGAUUCAAAAUAGACACAAAGGAUGUAUAAAAAACAUUAGAACCUUUAGGGGUGCUGAUGUAGAUUUGAUCAUUAUUUAGUCAUUGCAAAAUUUAUGACUAGACUAUCGAUGCAUUUGAGAGAAAAUAAAGGAAAUCUAUUAAAAAAAUUUUGUACUGAAAAGUUCGCGGAAGAACGUGUCUCGAAUGAAUUCGCUCAUACAACGCACCGUGAAAUGCUAAGGCUAAAUAAUGAAAAUAAUGAUGAGAAUAUAGAACAUAUAUGGAAAAAAAUAAAGACGACAGUGAUAAAUAGUGCAAAAAACUGCCUAGGAGUAAGAAAAAAUAGUAAAAAGAAAAACUGGUUUAAUGAAAAAUGUAAAGAAAUCGUAGACAGAAGUAAUAAACUAAGAGAAAAAGCUUUAAGAAAUCCGACAGAUGAAAAUUUAGAGCGAUACAAUGCGAGCAAAAUAGAAACUAACAAAACGCUCAGGAAAGAAAAAAGACAAGAAGAAAAGAGAAAAAUUGAAGAAAUUGAAAAGAACAGAUUCAACUCCAAAAAAUUCUUUAGCAAUAGUAAAGAUGUCAAACAGGGAUAUAAACAACAAACUAGGAUGGUAAGAAAUCAGACAGGAGACUUAUUAACAAAUGAAAAGGAUAUAGCAGAAGAGUUUAAAAACUACUAUAAAAUGUUGCUUAAUAAAACAGCUUCUAGACCAUCUGAUGCGACCUACAUACAAUAUAGUACGGCAGAGCCAAGUAUUAGUAAUCCCUUGAGAAUCGAAAUCAACUGGAGUAUAAAUAAACUUAAGAAUAAUAAGGCUCCAGGAGAAAGCAAUGUAGUAGCAGAAUUAUUAAAAAAUAGUGGAGAAACUCUGAAAAACGAAAUAUGGAAAAUGAUCAAUCUUAUUUGGGAAAAAGAAAUAAUUCCUGAAGAGUGGAAUUUGUCGAUAUUAUGCCCAGUUUUUAAAAAAGGAGAUAUACUGGACAUAAAAAACUAUAGAGAAAUUUCUUUAUUAGAUACAUGCUAUAAGGUAUUAUCUACAGUUCUCUUAGAACGGAUAACUCCAUACGCUGAAGAGAUUAUAGGACGGUACCAAUGUGGAUUUAGAAAAGGUAGGUCAACUGCAGAUCAAAUAUUUAUCUUGAGACAAGUAAUGGAGAAACAUUAUGAAUUCGACAAAGACCUAUACAUGGUAUUCGUCGACUAUAAACAGGCGUACGAUCGUAUAAAUAGGGAAGAGUUAUGGAACACAUUGACCUACUUCGAUAUAUCGAAAAUAUAUAUUAGUAUGGUAAAACUGUGUAAUAAGAAAACAGCAUGCAAAGUGAAAUUUCUGGGAGAAUCAUCAUCAGCCUUUGAAGUAAAAUCGGGCCUACGGCAAAGAGAUGCCUUAUCCCCAACCCUAUUCAAUUUAGGUCUCGAAAAGGUGAUUCGAGAAAUAAAUCAUAGUCAUCAAGUUGAGGUGGUAAAUAAAGAAAUAAUAUUGGCGUAUGCAGAUGAUAUUGUCAUUUUAGGAAACUCAAGACAAGAUAUCACCCAGACAAUGUCUAACCUUGUGACGGCCAGUAAAAGAAUGGGACUUUGUAUUAACGAAGAAAAAACAAAAUGUAUGGUACUUUCCAGGAGAAGAGAAAAUCAGCCUAAUCUAUAA
Cinara cedri is the source of this 2165-nucleotide messenger RNA. Lineage: Eukaryota; Metazoa; Arthropoda; Insecta; Hemiptera; Aphididae. The record is from the annotation of a GenBank genome assembly.